AAUAUCUUAAUGUGGGUGUAUAAAUACGAGGGCCUUCCUCAAUCCAUAGUCUUAAUUCUUCCUACGAAAGCUAUACUCUAUCUAAAUCUCCCUUUUAGAAGUUCCUGUUUGGCUGUUCACUCACUUAACCAAAAAAAAAAGAAAAAAGGAAGCCCUAAUAAUUAUUACAGCAAAGUUGCAGUGAGGCAGGCAGUAGUACUUUCGAUCGGUUACUGUGAAUUAAAGCAUGAACCAUCCUCCUCAAGCCGAUGAUGAAAUGGUACUCUUGUCUCAGUACUAUCCUGACGACGACGCCAUUUACUCACACUUCGUACCUCCUCAGCACCACCCCCAAGCGGCGACGGCGGCGGCCGGAAAUUCGAAGCCGCGGCGGCGGAGGAAGAAGAAUAAAGGUGGCGACGGCGGCGGCGGCAGCGACGGGAUUAUGAGGAAGAGGAAGCUGAGCGAGGAGCAAGUGAGUUUACUUGAGCAGAGCUUCGGCGACGAGCAUAAGCUUGAGUCGGAGAGGAAGGACCGGCUGGCGGCGGAGCUCGGCCUCGACCCCCGUCAGGUCGCCGUCUGGUUUCAGAACCGCCGCGCGCGGUGGAAGAGCAAGAAGCUUGAGGAAGAAUACUCUAAGCUCAAAUCACAGCACGAUUCUGCCAUCAUCGACAAAUGCCGCCUUGAGACUGAGCUCGUGCAGCUCAAGGAACAACUCAACAAUGCGAAGAUGGAAAUCCAACGGUUGACGGAGCGAAUGGACGGAUUUUCAAGCAAUAGCCCGAGCUCGUCGUUUUCAAUGGACGCUAUAGAUCAUCCGCCCUAUUUCGGAAUGGACGGUCUGGAUAGCGUCUUCUACCAAGUGGGCCCCGACAACAACGUUAAUUAUGCUCAUGGGAUGGAAUGGGACAACCUAUACUAUGUGUAAAUUAAUUAAUUAAUUAUUAAUUAAUUACAUUAGUAAUUAUUACUGUUAUUAUUAUUAUUAUUAGCAAUUAAUAAUGUGGGUAAUUAGUGGGGGCAAUUUCUGUAGAUAGGCUACUUACUGACUAAUCUCCUGUAAAUUACUGCCGAAUUUUCCACUUGGCUUUCUGGGGUCGUUUAAUUAGCUAAUUAAUUAAAUUAAUUAAUUAUUAAUUUGGCAAUGGCUAGCAAUUAUUAUGUACGAACAGUAAUUAUU
This is a messenger RNA of Andrographis paniculata, 1159 nucleotides long. RefSeq names its product homeobox-leucine zipper protein ATHB-40. Gene Ontology annotation, cellular component: nucleus. The transcript has 3 exons. Bases 227 to 907 code for a protein of 226 amino acids. The record is from RefSeq and is a predicted model, not a curated record. NCBI's taxonomy places the organism in Eukaryota, Viridiplantae, Streptophyta, Magnoliopsida, Lamiales, Acanthaceae. Gene Ontology annotation, molecular function: sequence-specific DNA binding; DNA-binding transcription factor activity, RNA polymerase II-specific. Gene Ontology annotation, biological process: positive regulation of DNA-templated transcription.